AUAAAAUUCAUAACAAUGGGUGGAGCUAAAGUUGAUUCCAAAGAUCCAGUAAGAGGUAUCAUCUCAGGUAAACUCCAAUCUCACUCAUUUUUAUUUUAGGUGGUAUCACAGGUGGAAUCGAAAUAUGCAUCACAUAUCCCACUGAGUAUAUUAAAACCAUGAUGCAACUCUAUAAGGAAUACUCAUAGAAGGGUGUCAAAUAUUGCAUUGGUGAAACUUAUAGGAAUUUUGGAAUCCCAGGAUUUUAUAGAGGCUUGACUCCUUUGGUCACAUUUUCCAUUCCUAAAGUCGCUUGCAGAUUCGGUGCAAAUGAAUGGCUCAAGAACAACGUAUUCACUGAUAGAAAGAGCAGACUCCAAACAUUCUUUGCAGGAUUGGGAGCUGGUGUGUUUGAAGCCAUUGUUGUAGUCACCCCCACUGAGACUUUGAAGGUAAUAAAAAGAUAUAGAAAUUAGGUCAAAUUGAUCCAUGACAAAUUAUCCAGCACUCCUAAGUACAGAGGAAUGAUUCAUGGAAUUGGAUCAAUCGUCAAUGAAAUGGGUUUGUCAGGUAUUUACAAGGGAUUGAUUCCAACUAUUUUAAAACAAGGCAGCAAUUAGGGUAUCAGAUUCGUUGUGUUCGAGGAUACUAAGAAAUUGAUAUAGGUAUGUUCUAAAUUCACAUUUAUAGAAAAACUUCACAUUUUUACCAGAACCUGUUGUCCUCCUAUUUUCAGGAGGUAUUGCAGGUGCAGCAUCAGUGAUGUGCAAUACUCCCGUUGACGUUAUUAAGACUUAAAUGUAGGGCCUUAAAGCCCAUUAAUACAAUGGUGUUUUGGAUUGUUGCAAAUAAACAUAUCAACAUGAAGGAAUCAGAGGGUUCUACAAAGGUAGAUCAAAUAUUUCUAAGUUUUAGGAACUGUACCAAGAUUGGGAAGAGUUGUUAUGGAUGUUGCCAUUACAUUUACACUCUAUGAUUACAUUGGAAGAGCUCUUAAUUUAGUUUGGCCACCAAAACAUUGAUAGUUCAUAUAUUUUUAUUCAAAAAGUAAUAUAAAUCCAUAGAUUAC
Molecule: messenger RNA, 1048 nt
Organism: Paramecium octaurelia
Lineage: Eukaryota; Ciliophora; Oligohymenophorea; Peniculida; Parameciidae
Source: the annotation of a GenBank genome assembly